AACAGUGUUGUUUAUGUGCAAUGAACUAUUAUUUAUAUACGCAGUCUUCUUUAUGUACACCGGAUGGUUGCUGUAAUGGUUUUAAUCCAAUGACAUCCAACAACGCAGUGCUUUCGACCUGUUUCUUCAGUGAUUUCAAGUGUUGAACCAGUUCAACCAGCCAUUGAUCUACUAGUCGCAUUUAAACCUUUGUACGAGGAAGUGUACCACAAUGCCAGUUCCUCUUCCUGAAUCAGAUUCCGAGGAUGAGUUACCACCGGCAUGGGAGGAGCGUGCCACAAACGAUGGUUUUGUUUACUAUGUCAAUCAUCAAAGUAAAACCACCCAAUGGACCCACCCGCGAACAGGAAAAAUGAAACGAGUCUCUGGAGAGCUUCCACUAGGUUGGACCAAACAGGUCGAAGAGACAACCGGAAAAAUUAUUUUUACCGAGGAAGCUACUCAAAGAAAAUCAUACAGUGAUCCAAGACUCGCCUUUGCGGUAGAAGAAUCUCCACUGGUGGUUGGGGAACUUCGACAACGAUUUGAUAGUGGAACGAAUGCACUUCAAGUUCUGCAUGGACGAGAUCUAAGUGGAAAGGUAGCACUGAUUACAGGCGCAAACGCUGGAAUCGGAUUUGAAACAGCACGUUCUUUGGCACUGCAUGGAUGUGAAGUGAUAUUCGCUUGUCGCAAUGAAACAACUACUGAUGAAGCCAUUUCUGCAAUAACACAGGAAAAAGAAACAGCAGGAAAAAAAUGUAAGUUCAUCAAACUUGACUUGUCCAGUUUGAGAUCUACUAAAGAAUGCGCGCAGCAAGUGAAGACUUUAUUCAAGCACAUAGACAUACUUAUCCUCAACGCUGGAGUUUUUGCAUUGCCGUACAGCACAACAGUAGAUGGUUUGGAGACAACAUUUCAAGUUUGCCAUUUAUCACAUUUUUAUUUAACAAAUCUCCUUUCCGACAUGCUGGAUCACACGUCUAGAGUAGUGAUAGUUUCAUCCGAAUCGCAUCGCUUUAGUGUGCUUCGAACAAAUGAUAUAACUGAAAGUAUUUUAUCUCCUCCUGCAAACAAAUAUUGGAGCAUGGUAGCAUACAACAACGCUAAACUGUGUAACGUCUUGUUUGCAUUCGAAUUGAGCAAACGUUGGAAAAGUCGCGGCAUUUCUGUUUUCGCUUUGCAUCCGGGUAAUAUGGUUUCUUCGCAAAUUGCCCGAAACUGGUGGUUCUACAGGUUGCUGUUUGCAAUCGUGAGACCAUUUACCAAAUCACUCCAACAAGCUGCCAGCACUACCAUUUAUUGCGCAACUGCUCACGAAUUAAACGGGCUUACUGGACUAUACUUCAACAAUUGCUACGUAUGUGACCCCGGUCAGGGCUCAAAAGGCGAACACAAACAGCAAAACCUUUGGGAGCUUAGCGAACGUUUGAUCGAACGAAUUAUGAAGUGAUUGCAGGUAUGAAUCACCGCAUUAAAGUAUUAAAGUAUAAUUUUUUAAUCAUAUUUUUUAACCAAACAAAUAUGGGUAAAGCAAGGGUAAAGUA
Molecule: messenger RNA, 1526 nt
Organism: Topomyia yanbarensis
Lineage: Eukaryota; Metazoa; Arthropoda; Insecta; Diptera; Culicidae
Gene: Wwox
Product: WW domain-containing oxidoreductase
Exons: 1
Coding region: 212-1432 (406 amino acids)
Molecular function (GO): protein binding
Source: RefSeq, a predicted model, not a curated record